AUGGUUGGUAGCGUCAACGGCGGCUGGAAUUCGCUGGCCAAGUUAGUUGAUAAUGGUUACGACAAUGUACUGGUUGCUAUCAACGGACAGAUACCGGAGAAUUUGGAGAUUAUUGACAGACUGAAGGAAGCAUUCGUGGUUGCAUCUGACUACCUCCACCGCGCCACAAGACGACGAGCUUUUUUUCGCAAGGUGGAUUUUUUGAUACCCACGACGUGGCAGGACAGACCAGAGUAUGAAGCUGUUACCGUGGAAACGUUUUCACGCGCCGACUACCGAGUGGAAGAAGCCAACCCUGUGUGGGGAGAUAAUCCUUAUACAGUCCAAUACGGCGAAUGUGGCACUCCGGGAAAAUAUGUUCACCUGACCCCGUGGUUCGUACUGGAUCCUGAUAAUAUAGUGCAAUAUUACUGGGGAGAUCCAGGUCGUGUCUUGGUUCACGAAUGGGGACAUCAACGUUAUGGCCUGUUUGAUGAAUAUGGUCAACCCGACGAAGACUAUCCCGACUAUUACAUCGAUAGUAGUGGGAAAUUGCGUCCCACUGGGUGUAUGGAAAAACCGAAAGGAUGGAAUUUAAACAGAUAUACGUACAAAAAAUGCAAAAAGGACAAAAAAACUGGUCUCUUUGAGAAAGAUUGCUACUUCUUCCCCAAUUUAUACACCAAUAAAAUACCGGCAUCCGUCAUGUUUUUGCAAUAUAUUCACUCGGUGGACAAGUACUGCGAUGAUAGCAUGCAUAACAGGGAAGCACCAAACAAACACAACGCCAUAUGCCAAGGACAGUCAACAUGGAGUGUAAUAUUGCAGCACCCUGACUGGGUUGACAAUGAGCCUGCCGAUGUGCCUUCCACCAUCCCGUCAUUCAGACUUCUGUAUCCACGAUAUAGGAAGAUUGUACUUGUAUUAGACGUAUCGGGGAGUAUGUCAUUGAAAUCCAGGAUAAUAAAACUACAACAGGCGGUGUAUACUUUCAUCAUGGACGAAAUCAGCCUUGGGAUAGACGUUGGUUGUGUAACAUUCAGUGACAAGGCGAAUAUCAUAAGUUGGUUAAUGCCGAUAAACAGCGACGAAGACAGGGAAGAAUUCUUGGCAUUGGUUAUGCCAACGCUAAAUACAGGUGGAAAUACAGCCAUUGGUUCGGCACUUAUUGCUGGUGUGCAGGUGCUAUCUCAAAACGACACACAACCUGCUGAUGGGGGUAUACUCUUUCUUGUAACCGACGGGCAAGAGAAUGUUCCGCAAUUUAUCGAAGAAGUAAUUGAUAAUGUCAUCGAGUCCGGUGUGAUUGUAGAUACCCUUGCUUGGGGACUCUUUGCAGAGGAGAAACUGGAAACAAUUGCUUCUGGCACCAAAGGGUCUUCUUAUUAUUAUUCUGAACAAGCACAAAGUAAUGCACAUGUUGAAGCAUUCAUGGAAGUUGCAUCAUCAUCAUCUUCUGAUUCGGAAAACGAUGUACCAGCACUUCUAACCAGUUUUGGACUAGAACUACCGAAUGAAGAGACAUUCACUGAUAGCUUUUACAUUGACGAAUCAAUUGGUGCCAAUACACAUGUGAUUGUGACUUGGGCUAAAGAUGUGAAUAGAAAUCCUUUAGUUGUCACGGUAACAUCGCCAGCUGGUGGCCUUAUUGAUGAGUCUUCAUCUGAAUACAUUUAUGAUAAAAAACUUGGUAGAGUUUCCAUCAAAUUACCAGGGAUUGCUGAGAUUGGUCUUUGGAAAUACACAAUAUCAAACCCAACACCGGCACCCCAUGACCUGAAACUACAAAUUACAUCCAGGUCUCGGGAUGGAAGUGGUGCCAUAACCAUGACAUCAUGGACUAGUAGUGAACAGGUGGACUUUCCCUCGUUUCAAUACAUUUAUGCUGAAAUCAAGAAAGGACAGUUUCCUGUUGGUGGAUUAUCAAAUGUCAUCGCUCAUGUUGACCGUCCCCUCACUGAGCCACUGGAAGUUAUACUCAGAGAUAAUGGCGCAGGCGUUGAUGUUAAUAAAUACGAUGGAAUUUAUUCUGGAAGUUUCGUGGGUUUCGCACGAGAUGGUAGAUACAGCGUGAAGGUGUCAAUAAAAACAGAUGGAAACACCACCAAUGCUCAAAUUCGCUCUGGAUCCGGUGCCAAGACCAUCAAUGACACUAAAGCUGAACGAGAUUUUCAAAAGAUGUUUAAACUAGAAUCAGGACUAGAACGCACUUCAACUUCCAAAGUGUUUAAAGUUUCUGAUUAUGACAUCAGCGACAAUACUGAUUACUUUCCACCAAUACGUAUUAGUGAUUUACGUGUAGUUGAAGUAUCUUAUGAAAACCAAACAGUUACAUUAACCUGGACAGCACCUGGAGGUGAUUUGGACCAUGGAACAGCUGAUGGAUACGAUUUACGUUAUAGUGAUAGUUAUGAUGAAUUAUUUGAUGAUUUUGAACAAGCAACACCUGUACAAGAUUCCGACAUCAUUGAGGGACACCUUCUAUCUGAUCCAAAAUCUGCGGGUGCUACGCAGGGAAUCGAAAAUUAUUACAUCCACCGGGCUGAAAAUGCUACGUUGUUGCACCCAGUCGCUAGUGAGGUUUUCUAUGACGUAAGUGACGUCAGAGAUUCUUUACUUGUGACUGGUUUGCAAAGGAACUAG
Saccoglossus kowalevskii is the source of this 2622-nucleotide messenger RNA. RefSeq names its product calcium-activated chloride channel regulator 1-like. NCBI's taxonomy places the organism in Eukaryota, Metazoa, Hemichordata, Enteropneusta, Harrimaniidae. The record is from RefSeq and is a predicted model, not a curated record.